This is a messenger RNA of Chinchilla lanigera (long-tailed chinchilla), 1944 nucleotides long. It is a transcript of the gene Ecm1, whose product is annotated as extracellular matrix protein 1. The transcript is spliced from 12 exons. Gene Ontology annotation, cellular component: extracellular region. NCBI's taxonomy places the organism in Eukaryota, Metazoa, Chordata, Mammalia, Rodentia, Chinchillidae. The coding region runs from base 162 to 1856 and encodes 564 amino acids. The record is from RefSeq and is a predicted model, not a curated record. Gene Ontology annotation, biological process: regulation of bone mineralization; signal transduction.
AGAGGGCGCGAUAGCACCAGGCAGCACAUAAAAGGGAGACUGCCCUGGAGUUCACAGCGGCCGUAACAGCAACCAGAGGAGCAGGCUUCCCGGAGCCUAGCAUUUCAAAUCCAGAUCUGCCCAAGACAGGCCGGCCUUUGGGUGGCCCCAGAACGGUGGUCAUGUCCAGAGCAGCUGUGAUCUUGGCCUGUUUGGCAGUCGCUUCUGCAGCCUCUGAGGGAGGCUUCAAGCCUGCAAGACAGAGAGAACUGAGACCACUACGUCCCACUCAGCGCUUUGAAGAAGUGGGCUAUGCAGAACCCCCCUCCCCGCCCCUGAGCUGGAGCAGAGGCCUCCCCACGGGUCACCAUGACGCUUCUCAGCUGGACCCUCCCUUUGAGGGACAGGUGGAAGUGAACCUUCCCCCGGUCCCUCAGGAAGAGAUACCCCUCCAACAAGAGCUGCCCGCUGCCCGGCGCCCUGAUGGGAAGCAAGUGGACACCCCUGUCCCUCAGGAAGAGAUCCCUCUCCAGCAAGAGCUGUCCCCUCCGCUGCACCCUACUGGACCGAAAGAAAUGGGCUCACCCCUCACACGCCAGGAGGAAAUAGCACAGUCUGGGCAGACAGAGGACAGUCAUCCCAAAGAAAAGCCUGGUCCCCUCCCUGGUCAGGGCCCUUCGGACACUCAGUCUUGGAACCCAGCCCAGCACUGCCAGCAAGGCCGAUUCCGAGGGGGCUGGGGCCACCGGCUGGACAACUUCCCCCCGGGGCGGCCUUCUGCAGACAAUCUGAACCAGAUCUGCCUUCCGGAGCGGAGACCCCUGGUGUACGGCCCGUGGAACCUGCCCCAGUCUGGUUACUCCCACCUUAGCCGCCAGGGCGAGACCCUCAAUUUGCUGGAGACUGGCUAUUCCCGCUGCUGCCGCUGCAAGAGCACCACACACAGGCUGGAGUGUGCAAAGCUUGUGUGGGAGGACUCGAUGACCCAGUUCUGUAAGGCCGAGUUCUCGGUCAAGACCCGACCAUACUCGUGCUGCAAGCAGCAGGGGGAGGCCCGGUUCGCCUGCUUUCAGGAGGGAGCUCUUCGGCCACACUACCAGCCCCGGGCCUGCCCCAGCCACCAGCCUGGCAUUUCUGUGGGCCUGGAGGUACCCUUUCCCCCUGGGCGGCCCACACUGGACAAUGUCAAGAACAUCUGCCACCUGAGACGCUUACGUUCUCUGCCACGCGACCUCCCAGCCACUGACCCCAUCCAAAGGCAGCUCCAGGCUCUGACGCAGCUGGAGGCCGAGUUCCAGCGGUGCUGCCACCAGGGGAGCAACCAGACCUGUGCACAGAAGGCCUGGGAGGAUGCCCUGGACCAAUACUGUGACUGGGAGCAGGCCAUAAAGACCCACCACCACACGUGUUGCCACUACCCACCCAGCCCCGCCCGUGAUGAGUGCUUUGCCCAGCGGGCUCCCUUCCCCAACUAUGACCGGGACAUUUUGACACUCGACCUCAGCCGAGUCACCCCCAACCUCAUGGGCCAUCUCUGCGGAGACCGAAGAGUUCUCAGCAAGUAUAAACAGAUUCCUGGGCUGAUCUGGAACAUGACCACCCGCUGCUGUGAGCUGCCAUUUCCAGAGCAGGCCUGCUGUGCUGAGGAGGAGAAAUUGGCCUUCAUUGCUGAUCUCUGUGGGCCUCGACGCAACUUCUGGAGAGACUCUGCCUCAUGCUGUGACCAGAGGCCUGGGGAUGGACAGACCAACUGCUUCAACAUCAAUUACCUGAGGAACGUGGCUCUAGUGGCUGGAGACACUAGGGAUGCCAGGGCGGAGCGGGGUCCAACUGGGGGAACAAAUGUCAGCCCUGCCCCUGAGUCCAAGGAAGAAUGAGUCACUGCGGAGCCUUGGAGGAUCAGACUGGGGAGCUCCACCCCACCCUCUUUGAACGCUUAUUACAGUAAACACCUCCUGGAUCUGG